Messenger RNA from Ascochyta rabiei, 1350 nucleotides. RefSeq names its product Protein geranylgeranyltransferase type I. Gene Ontology annotation, molecular function: CAAX-protein geranylgeranyltransferase activity. Gene Ontology annotation, biological process: protein geranylgeranylation. Gene Ontology annotation, cellular component: CAAX-protein geranylgeranyltransferase complex. The coding region runs from base 1 to 1350 and encodes 449 amino acids. Lineage: Eukaryota; Fungi; Ascomycota; Dothideomycetes; Pleosporales; Didymellaceae. The record is from RefSeq and is a predicted model, not a curated record. The transcript has a single exon.
AUGGGUCCUUCCCAACCAGAGAGCGAGUUCAACUACGCUCGCCAGAUCAAAUACUGGCGGAGAAAUCUGAAGACCUACCUUCCCCAUUAUUACACCAGCAAUGACGCCAGCCGAAUGACCCUGGCCCUGUUCACCGUCUCUGCACUCGACAUAUUGGGAGAUCUAGACGGAGCUUUGUCGGCAGAAGAACGCCAAGGCCACAUCGAUUGGGUGUAUAGCUGCCAGCUGCCCGACGGAGGCUUUCGACCCUGGCCAGGAUCGGCCUUUGGGAGGAGGAGCAACGACGAGAACAAGAUCUGGGAUCCGGCGCAUGUGCCGGGCACUUUCUUCGCGCUGCUCACUCUUGUAGUCUUGGGAGACAAUCUGGAGAAGGUGAAGAGGAGGGAAAUCCUGCAAUGGUUGCUCAAAAUGCAAAGGUCCGAGGGUGGCUUCGGCGAAGCAUUGGGAGCAGAUGAUUUCGUACAUGGCGGAAACGACUCGAGGUUUGGCUACAUGGCUACAGCAAUCCGCUGGAUACUCCGUGGUGAUCUGGAGGGGCCGUACGACGGAGUGCCGGACAUCAGAGUCGACGACUUUGUGACCUGCGUGCGCGAAGCUGAGUCCUACGAUGGGGGCAUAUCAGAAGCGCCAUAUCACGAGGCCCAUGCUGGGUUCACAAGCUGUGCCAUCGCUGCUCUGUCGUUUGUCGAUCGUCUGCCGCAGCCACCUGGCCAAGUUCCUGACGGUCGUUUACGUGGAGUCUCGAAUCUCAACAACACGCUGCACUGGCUGGCUUCCAGGCAAACCGCAACACUCGAGGAUGACGACGGUACUGACACUUUCGACGACGAAACCGAUACCGCCAACACGUGCCAUGAUGCUCACUCGUUCGUCAAAGUCAGUGCCUACCCAACCGUCUCGAUGGAUCUCACAGUGGGCUCGCAACCAAAGGUACCCUUCGAUCUCGCAUGGGUGGGGAUGAACGGACGCUGCAACAAGAUUGCAGAUACCUGCUACGCAUACUGGGUGUCGGCGCCUCUUCAGAUCCUUGGCCGUAUGGACAUAAUCUCGCCCAAGCCAGUUCGCAAAUACCUUCUCGACAAGACGCAGCAUGCACUUGGAGGGUUUGGCAAAGUCGUGGGUGACCCACCGGAUAUGUACCAUUCCUUCCUGGGCAUGAUGGUGCUGGCGAUGCUUGGAGAGCCAGGCUUGCAAAACGUGGACGCGGCGCUAUGUAUUACAGAUAGGGCGAAACGGCAUCUGGAGUCACUGCCGUGGAGAAUCAAGGCAUUGGCGUCAAAGGGCAGUGGUACGGGUAGAGAAGGCAGUGUCACGCAAGUUGCGGCGGACAGGACGCAGAUAGAUUCAUAG